CCAAACAUAAGGGCCCCACCCACUUCAUAUUUCUUUCUCCUACAAUUAAACACACUGCUUCCCUCUUUGCACUGUUAGCUGAAACGCACUCAUCCAUACAUGGCAACGACGACGUUGAGUCGAACUUCAUUCCCAAUCUUACCCUCCCAAAAUCCAGUUUUCUCCUUUCUCUCCCUCUCUACUUAUCUCCGGCACUCUCGCCGGAGGCCGGCUUUCGCCGCUUCCUCCUCCUGCAUCAGAUGUAGACUGCGACGGAAACCGCCGACGGAUGCCGACAUGUCUGGCGCCGUCUCCUUGCAGUCCACCUCCCUUCGACGGGACUCGGAGACCGGAGCCUUGUUAGAUUCCGGAUAUCUAUAUUGUAGGAGUUCCAAGAAGUACAUUCUUGAAGUUCUUCCAAGAGAAGGGAGUGUGUUGACGACCACUGUGGAUGAUGAUGCGACCUCAUCCAUUAAGACUUCUGUGCGGAAGAAAAAGUACUCUACUGUAUCGACCAGUUUCUUUGGGGUUGACUUAACUGCGGAUAACAUAGCUGUUGCAAUGGUAUAUUUUGUGCAAGGUGUUUUGGGUCUCUCCAGGCUUGCAGUCAGUUUUUACUUGAAAGAUGACCUACAUUUGGACCCCGCAGAGACAGCUGUCGUAUCUGGUAUCUCAUCAUUACCUUGGCUUGUUAAGCCCCUGUAUGGAUUCAUCAGUGAUUCGUUCCCGCUUUUUGGCUAUCGAAGAAGGUCAUAUUUGGUUCUGUCAGGACUUCUAGGAGCUAUCUCAUGGAGUUUGAUGGCUACCUUUGUUGAUAGCAAAUAUGGUGCUGCUUUUUGCAUUCUUCUUGGAUCUCUGUCUGUAGCAUUUUCUGAUGUUGUUGUGGACUCAAUGGUUGUAGAGAGGGCUCGUGGUGAAUCACAAAGCAUGUCUGGAUCGCUUCAGUCGCUAUGUUGGGGUUCUUCAGCUUUUGGGGGCAUUUUAAGUUCCUACUUCAGUGGUUCAUUGGUGGAUGCUUACGGUGUGAGGUUUGUCUUUGGAUUGACAUCUUUGCUUCCGCUGAUCACAUCUGCAGUUGCUGUCCUUGUGAAAGAACAGCCUGUGGUUGGCCAGGCAAGGGGACAGAAUCUUUUGUUGAGCAGUUCUGCCUUUCUAGCAAGCUCAAAGAACAGCAUUACGCAGUUGUGGGGUGCUGUAAAGCAACCUGGGGUUUUUCUUCCCACCUUAUUUAUUUUCCUAUGGCAAGCAACACCUCAGUCCGAUUCUGCCAUGUUUUAUUUCACUACGAAUCAACUUGGUUUUACUCCAGAGUUUCUGGGACGUGUGAAGCUUGUCACUUCUGUAGCAUCAUUAGUUGGUGUUGGACUUUAUAAUGGUUGCUUGAAAAGCGUCCCUCUGCAGAAGAUAUUCCUCGUGACCACUGUCAUUGGUUCAGCUCUCGGAAUGACUCAAGUUUUGCUUGUAACUGGAUUGAACCGGCAGUUUGGUGUCAGUGACGAGUGGUUUGCGAUUGGCGACUCGUUGAUAAUAACAGUCCUUGGUCAGGUAUCGUUCAUGCCCGUUCUUGUACUAGCAGCAAAAAUAUGCCCGGAGGGCAUGGAAGCUACGCUCUUUGCAACCCUCAUGUCCAUAUCAAACGGUGGCAGUGUUCUUGGAGGUCUGAUCGGGGCUGGACUAACUCAACUGUUUGGUAUCACUAAGGACGAAUUUGACAAUCUGACUUUACUGAUUAUCCUCUGCAAUCUCAGUUCAUUGUUACCUUUGCCUCUACUUGGUCUCCUUCCUCAAGAUAUAUCUGAUGUCGACUCUAAAGAUUGCGGUGAUGUGCAAACGGAAACAAACUAAAGAUUGAAACCUCCCAGUUCAUGAAUUUAUUUUGAUAACUUACGUAAUAUAGUUUUUAGGAGUAGUAAUAGAUGCAUAAAUAGUUGUAAAUAAUCAUAUGGUGAUAUAGAUUUACAGAGUUCUAUCGGUUAGACAAAGGUUGGCAUAUAUUAUCACUAUUUGUUUUUAAGCAAGAUGUAUAGUGUCUAAAUAUUUUCUAGAGAUUUUCAAGUCUUUGUUGAUUGUCAGUUAAGCUGUAAAUGGUCGUGAAGCUAUGUAGACAAUGUCACAUAGGCAACAAGGUUCACAUUUCUUGAUUUAAGGUGUGAAGUUGUAAGACAAGAAGUAAUCAAAGUUGCCGUGCUUAAAAGUGA
Sesamum indicum (sesame) is the source of this 2177-nucleotide messenger RNA. Its product is annotated as folate-biopterin transporter 1, chloroplastic. Gene Ontology annotation, cellular component: membrane. Lineage: Eukaryota; Viridiplantae; Streptophyta; Magnoliopsida; Lamiales; Pedaliaceae. The record is from RefSeq and is a predicted model, not a curated record.